CAGAUCAGACGUCUUUUUUCUAGUUGUGCAUUAAAAAAGUAAAAAUAAAUAAGAAAAGAAAACAAACUCUUGCGGCAGAGUACGUCUGAACAGCACGUGUUUUGAUCAUCAAUGAAAAUAUUAUUGUGAUAGGACCAGUACAAGUAAAUAAUAAUCGGUUUGUUAUCAUAUUGAGUAGUUGAAUUUUUUCGCGUCAAGACUGAUAAGUUUAGUUUUCGGCCAAUAAUGCUCGAUAUAAGACCACUUAAUAGCGAGUUGCAAAAAAUUGCAAAUGAAAAUUUACAUGAAACUCUGGAUAAGGUGGAAGAUGAAGUGCCGGCACUUAAGGAUUGGAUUAGAAAUUCAGCACAUUUAAGAGCAAGGACUGAUGAGCAGUUUUUAAUUGCUUUCUUAAGAUUCUGUCAUUAUGAUCUCGAAAAGGCAAAGGAACAAAUUGAUGCAUUCUAUACGCUUAGAACUAACAUACCAGAGAUUAUUAAAGAUAGAAAUCCCGUAAACUCGAGACUAAGAUCUUUGAUAAGAAUCGGUUUUGGACUUCCGUUGCCAUACACCGCAACAGAAGGUGGUCCACGAUAUAUUUUAAUUCGACCGCAAGUUUGGAAUCCAAAUAAAUAUUCAAUGCAAGACGUAUUUAAAGUAUCGACAAUGAUUAAUGAUAUUCAGCUAAGAUGUGAUGACAAUUGGGUUGUAGCAGGUCAAGUUGGAAUUUUAGACCUCACUGGAAUAACACGUGAACAUUUAAUGCAAUUAAAUCCUGACCUAGUCAAUAAAAUGAUAAUGCUCAGUCAAGAUACUUAUCCGAUUAGACAACAGGCGUUCCAUUACAUAAAUGCACCAAAGGGAUUCGAGCAAGUGUUUAGUGUAUUUCUGUCCUGCAUCAAUGACGAUAAUAAAUCAAAGAUCCACAUGCACGGAAGUGAUCUCGAGAGUUUCUACAAAAUGGUUCCACGUCAUUUAAUGCCAAGAGAAUACGGCGGAGACCUGUACACAAUAAAUGACGUGAUUCGUGAGUGGGAGGAAAGGAUUUUCUAUUUCCGACAAUAUUUUGAGGAAGAGGAGCAACAGUUUGGCGUGGACGAGUCUAAAAGAUCUUCUCAAGCACUCACACCUAGUAAAUUUUUUGAAGUUGAUGAUAUCGAAAAUUUCCUGAAAGGUAACACGAGUGGCGAGAGCAGCACGUGGAGUAGAAACGAUUGUCAAUAACUUCGCGUCAUCAUAACAACUUAAGUCAUUGAAGUCAUUAUCUUAUCUAAUGUUUUUACAGCAAGGGAGAGACAACGAUAUAAAAAACUACAUAAUGUUUGUGGAUAUCACAUUUUUGGCACCUUUAUAUGUUGUGCUGUACGCGCGCCUUGAUAUGAAAUUUUUUAAUAAAAAUAUUUUAAUUCCAAC
Messenger RNA from Chironomus riparius, 1392 nucleotides. The record is from the annotation of a GenBank genome assembly. Lineage: Eukaryota; Metazoa; Arthropoda; Insecta; Diptera; Chironomidae.